Messenger RNA from Hibiscus syriacus, 753 nucleotides. RefSeq names its product heavy metal-associated isoprenylated plant protein 3-like. Gene Ontology annotation, molecular function: metal ion binding. The record is from RefSeq and is a predicted model, not a curated record. Lineage: Eukaryota; Viridiplantae; Streptophyta; Magnoliopsida; Malvales; Malvaceae. Bases 112 to 576 code for a protein of 154 amino acids. The transcript has 3 exons.
CUAACUCAUAAAUGUGUAGCAUUUUACAUUUCCAUAUGAUAAAUACCUUUCUCUCCUUUGGGUUACCAUAAUUCCUUGAAAAAAAACUCUUCCCCUCUCGUUGUCUCAGAGAUGAAGAACGGGAAGAUGACUAGGGGUUUCAUGUGCCGGUCCACAUCGGUAAACGCCGCGUGCAUGGCGGUCGAUCCUCGCUCCGUCGUGAUGCCGAGAAGAAGGCUCGACAGACUCCUCAUAGACGAUCACGACAAAAGGUUAAUCAACGACAAUGCUAGGUAUUCCAGGCUCGUUGAGCCUCGACGAUUUGUUGGAGCUGACAUGAAGAGACCAAAGCACCUUCAGCAACCGGUUCAAGUAGCUUCAUCGGAGCUUGUUUUUCAGGUGGUUGUCAUGCGGGUGUCCAUUCACUGUCAAGGUUGUGCUGGUAAAGUGAAGAAACACUUAUCCAAAAUGGAAGGGGUUACAUCGUUCAGCAUCGACGUUGAGAGCAAGAGGGUGACGGUGAUGGGGCACGUAUCGCCGGCGGGGGUUUUGGAGAGCAUCUCGAAGGUGAAAAAGGCCGAGUUCUGGCCUUGUUGAUGACAACCCAUUUACUUGAAAAAGGAAAACUGAGUGGGAAUUUGGGUAAAUUUCAUUUUAAUGUUAGUGUGGUCCUUAGUCGACUGGGUAGGUGUGCGUUUUGGAAUAUGUGAGAAUUGUGAAGUGAUGGAUGUGGACGUUGCAUGCAUGUUUUGACAAUGAAAUUUAUUUUUAUUA